This is a messenger RNA of Astyanax mexicanus (Mexican tetra), 4244 nucleotides long. Its product is annotated as centrosomal protein of 290 kDa-like. Gene Ontology annotation, biological process: actin filament organization. The coding region runs from base 796 to 3855 and encodes 1019 amino acids. The transcript is spliced from 7 exons. Gene Ontology annotation, molecular function: actin filament binding. Lineage: Eukaryota; Metazoa; Chordata; Actinopteri; Characiformes; Acestrorhamphidae. Gene Ontology annotation, cellular component: actin cytoskeleton. The record is from RefSeq and is a predicted model, not a curated record.
GCUCUGGCUCAUAAUGACAGAUUAAGGGGCGGGUCGGGCUCAAGCAGAACAUGCAGGAAUUUGGGCCGGGUCAGCUCAGAUUUUUUUGGGCCCGAUCUUCGCUCUAUUGUAGAUUAAUACUAAACUCAUACAAAAAAUAAUACAAAACUAAAAAAAAAUGUGGAAUUAUUUAGUAAACAAAAAAGUCUUAAACAAACCAGAAUCUGUUUUAUAUUUUAGAUUCUCUGCUGGAUUUUCUCAGUCAGUUUUAUGAGGUAGAAUCACCUGGAAUUCAGGCUUUCAGUUAACAGCUGUGCUGAACUCAUCAAGAGUUAAUUACUUGAAUUUCUUGUCUCUUAAUAAAGUGUUUGAGAGCAUCAGUUAAAGUAAAGUAGUGAAGAGGUAGAGUUACAGGUAUACAGUGAAUAGUGAAUAUUUGAGUAAUGUUCGAAUCCAGAUUAUGAGAAGCAAAAACUACACAACUAAAUAAAGAAAAGUAAAAAAUGACUUAAGAAAUGACGGUCAAAGUCAAAGUCAAAGUGGUUUUUAUUGUCAUUUCAGCUAUAUACAGAGUACACAGUGAAAUGAAACAACGUUCCUCCAGGGACCAUGGUGCACAUAAACACAGUGUAGACAGAGUUAGUUAAUCCGAAAGGAAGAAUUUCAAGAAAUUUCAAAGUAUCCUCAAGUGCAGUCACAAAAAAGACCAUUGAUUGAUAGUGAAAGGCUGUUUAGACCGACUGUAGAAGAUUAUUGGAUCCUAACUGUUCUAAUGAAUCUGUUUAGAGUAAUAAACUGGUUUAUACUCUGGCUGCUAUGAAUGCUGGGAUACGGCAGAACUGGAUCCAGGCUCUCCUGGAGAAAAUACAGAACCGGAAUGCACCUGAUGUUACCAGUGUUUCAGGUGAUCAGGUGAUUCUGCAGGCGAAGGCUCAGCGUGGACCUGAUGUGACUCAGGACUCGCGGCUCAGCUCCAGCAGAAGAGCCGGACCUGGUGCUGAAACAUCAGACUGGACCGAGAUCGGACAGAUCGGACAGAACGGACACUCGGCGGCCCAGGAGGUGAACGGAGAACCGGAGCUGCAGGAUCUCCAGCCUGAGGAGCAGCAGCAGGAGGAGCCGGAGAACCGGAUCCUGAACCGGAGCCGGAGCAGGUGGGAGGAGCGCCGGCAGAGGUACGAGUUAGUGAUGGCAUCUUCAGGACUUCCUGUGGAGGACAGGACCAGCCAGUAUCAUCAGGAUCAUCAUGAGCAGAGGAUGAUGGAGAUUGAGGAACGCUGGCUGCAGGUGGAGAAGAUCUCCAUCCGAGACGGGAAAAAGGUGCUGCUGUACCCAGAGAGCCAGAGCAGGAGCUCUGCAGAUCUGGAGGACGUUGUAGAACAACACUAUCAGAGAACGAACUCAACGAACAAAACUCUCGAAAGUCUCGAAAUUCCAUGUAAACCUCAGAUGAUGAUCAGUCCAAACAUGCAGAACCACAUCUCAGCUCUGACUGACAAAUAUCUACAGACCAAACAGCUUCUUCAAAUAGAGAAUCUGAAACGACAACAUCUCAAAACCCAGCUGAGCUCAGAGCUCGUAACUGAAGCAGAACUGAAGCCCGUCUGCAGGGCGUUGGGUUGCGAAGCGUCUUUAAGUGAAUCCAGACUUGGAUCGUAUGGUUGGCGCGAGGCAAGCCAGGACCGGGAGGAAGAGCGAAGUGAGGCGAGGGUCGACGGGUUCAGCCGAGGAGAUGCCGUGACGUUGCUGAGAAAACAAAACGUUGGUUCUGAUCCAGCUGUGGUGGAACAGCUCGAGGCGGUGAAUCGACACAAUCAGGAGCUGUUGAAUCAACUCGCUGAGGCCAAUCGAGAUAUUGACCGACUUAAGGCAGAACUGAUGUGCCGCCAAAUGAAUUGCAGCCAGCAGGGUUUGGAGUCUGUAGUGGAGAGUCUUAAGGUGGAAUUGGCUGGGAACUCUCGGGAACUGGAGGUGGUGCAGAAUCGUUUGGCAGAAGUGGAGGAGAAUCUGAAGGAAGCUCAAAAAACCCUACAGUUAAGGGAAGCUACGCUUAAAAGCUUGGGAUUCCUUGGUGAAGAUAGUGAUGAUACUUUGCUUAUCUUGUCUUCAUCCUCAACAUCAGACUCAUCCUCAGAAGAACUGAGAAAUAAGGAAAUGGCCAAAAUUGGCCAGUGUGAGCAGGAUCUGGAGAACCAUAAUUUGGACCAAAAUGUAGAUCAGAAUGCAUUAAUCAGAGAAUCUACGCUUCUGAACAGUCCAAAAACAAUGGCGGCUGAAGGUGAUCAAUGGGAAACGUUGGAAGUAUCAAACAAUCAAGAGUUUCAAGAUGUAUGGAGAUCAUCGGAUGGAUUUCUGGAAGAGGAUGUAUCUGAGAAAAUGGUUCAAAUGAGGUCCAACAACCUCAAAAUGCUACUAGAGAUCAUUAGACCUUUAACUAGGAAUUGGCCCAAUAGUGAGCAAUAUUCACUUUCAGAUUCUGAUGUUCUACAGUUGGAAAGGAACUUUUGGGAUGGUUUAGUAAAUGCAUUGAAAAAAUACAAUCUAAGCAAAAGUACUGGGACAGAACAAGCUGGUUCUUUGGUACAAUGUGUCCAAAAGAAACUGGACGAGAUUAGAAUGGACCUCCUAGCCCUUAGCAUUAAUGCUAAUAAUCCCCAUUCCCAGAAUAGUGAUUUAGAUCAACACAGUUCCAAUACCUUUCCUAAUUUGAAUUACCUUUCCAACUUUGACAAUACUGGUCUUCAUAAUGGUUCAAUGGAAGACCACAGUGUACAGAAGUUCAGGACAUUGCCUGUUGAUGAGCAUCUAGACAAUCAUCCAAUUUGGAGAGGUCUGAAACAUCACGUAGAGAAGAAAGUGGCACUGCUAAACCAUGUAGAGUUGGCAUCUAAGCUAGAGCCGUCAACAGGCAACAGUCCCACAAACUGGGCUGUCUGCAAUCAAACAGAAGACUCAUCAAAAGGUCUGGACCCAUUGGUCAGUCCAGCUAUGGACAUCUUCCUGGCCUGUCUGGUUGGGUAUCAUGAUGCUCAGAACCAGGAAAAGACAGUAAAGUCCAUCGAUGAGGAUUUUAAUAGCAAUAUAAAGGGUGUUGACCUCUAUGAAGGAACGUUGGUGCAGCCAAACAAUAUGGCCACCCAGAAGAAGACUGGAGUCAACGAGGAGAAAGAGGCGGAAACGAUGGACUCGUCAAAAAGUCAAAUAAAAGAACUAGAGCACCAGUUAUCCAGAAGUGAAGAGCUCAUAUCUUCUCUACAGCAGCAGCAUGAGGAGGACCAGACCAACCUGAAGGCAGUAUAUGAACAGAGAUUCACUAUGCUGAAGAAGUCUCAUCAGAAGCUUAUAGAAGACCUUCUUCUCCAACACCAGCGAGAGCAACAGCGCCUAAUGGAGGAGAAAGACAGACUUCUGGCUGAAGAGACGGCUGCUACCCGCACUGUGAUUGCAGCUCUGAACAGAGCCCACAGCUCUGAGAUGGAGAGAGUGCAGCAGAAGACGAACUGGGAGAAGAGUAAUUGUGAUGCCAGUAUUGCAGAGAUACUUAAAAAUCACAGAGAAGAGCUGGCGUCGGUUCAGAGUGAGCUGGAGGUUCUCUCGGUUCAGUUUUCUCAGAAGUGUUUGGAGAGUGUUCACCUGGCUCAGGCUCUGGAGGCGGAGAGAAAAGCUCUACAGCACUGCCAGCACCAGAACCUAGCACUCAGUACCUGCAACCAGGAUAAAAAGCUUGUUACAGAAGAAUCCAGAGAACUACAGAGCGAUCUCGGCGUGGUGAAGGAGAGGGCCGAGGAGCAGACGGGAUAUCUCAGGGAGAAUCUGAGACUGGAUUAUGAGGCGUUAUCAGAGUCUGAGGAACAGAAAACGUUAUUAAACAGCUGACAUUAAACAGUGCAGUACAUUUCUGUACAUUAAACAGUAUUUACACUAUAUUUUACUAUAUUUUACCACUGUAGCUGCUGUGUGGCUGUUAGUUAUUUAUCUAUACAGAUCUACAUAAGCAUUCAACAGAAUGAAAAAAAAAAAUAGUAUUUUAUUUGUGUAGACUGCAUUAAUACAUCUGACCAUUACUGAACAAAUAAUGAGCUUUUAUAUCUCAACAAUUAAUACUGAUAUUGUGAAUGGAUGUAAUAUAUGGUUGACAUAUGUAUUUAUUUUAUAUAAAGAUAUUUAAAUAUUUAGAUCAACAACAAAGAAAGUUACUGUGAGCUAUAGACAGGUUUUGUGGUAUUUUUAUUAUAAGCUAGAUUAAUAUAUUUUACAAUAAACUG